This is a messenger RNA of Magallana angulata, 1425 nucleotides long. Its product is annotated as fibrinogen-like protein A. The record is from RefSeq and is a predicted model, not a curated record. Bases 130 to 1071 code for a protein of 313 amino acids. The transcript has 5 exons. NCBI's taxonomy places the organism in Eukaryota, Metazoa, Mollusca, Bivalvia, Ostreida, Ostreidae.
UUAAAAAAAGACAGCAACUGGUUUUAAAACAAAUCCGAAAUUACAAAACUAAGUUAUAACUUUUAUAAGCCUCAAAUAUUGUGACUGUAACACGUUUUUUGUUAAAAACGCGUUACCUUUGGUGAAGAAAUGUUUGUCCACUUUGUCGUUUUAGCCAUUUUUUGGAUGCCAGUAACUCUACAAUUCGUUAAAAUGCGGUCUUUUUUAGCGACACCGAGCUGUGACGAUAAAAUCUCCAACAUAGAGUUUGUAGCAGAACAUCAGGCUAGAUCGGACAUUUCAUGCGCUGCUAUGUGUGAUGUGAAUUGUGGAUGUUUUGGGUUCAACUCACAAAUGAAAAAGUGUCGGAUCCAUCAGUCAUGUGACCUCGUGAACAUGACCUCAACUGAAGGUGGAUGGAGAUAUUACCAGUUUGACCCACCCCCAGAUUGUAAGGGUGUCAUGGAGUCCGGAGAGAGCACUUCAGGAUUAUACGUCAUCGACCCUUUUGGAGAUCGACAGAGACUGGUCACUGUCUAUUGUGAUAUGGAAACAGACGCUGGAGGCUGGACGGCCAUUCAGCGCCGCCUGAGUGGUACAAUGAACUUUGACAAAACUUGGAUGGAGUUCAAGAGCGGGUUUGGAGUUCCUCAAAAUGCUUACUGGAUUGGGAACGACGUCAUUCAUCAUCUAACAAAUCGACAGCAGCAUUCCUUGUAUGUGAUUUUCAAACACAACAAUGGAGUCAUAUUUUAUCAGAAAUAUGAAGAAUUUUCCAUUGGUGACGAAUCUACAAACUACCAACUCAAUUUAGCUGGGCUAAACACCGGAAAUCUAGGUGACAGUAUGAUCAACGCUGGCUACUCUAGCGCCAAUCUGAACGGUAUGGCGUUUAGUACCAUGGACCGAGACAACGAUCAGUAUAGUGGUCACUGCGCCACUAAGUAUGGUGGGGGAUGGUGGUUCAACAACUGUCAUGACGCCUUCCUGAACGGACCCUGGCCCCCGGAGUAUUGGCACGACCCAUGGAGACCGACCAUAUCAAGUGUCAGCAACAUAGCGGAAAUCAGACUGAUGAUUAAACCGACAUAGAUGCAUGCUGAAUUGAAAUGAAAUACUGUAUAUUUUUUACAUGCAAAAAAAUUGUUCGAUGGGUUGUGAGAGCAUCGUUGUCACGAAUAUUUCUUGCUGAUAAUCAUCUUUCCCCCAGUAAAUCUCAAAAUAAAAUAGUCGCGAAUGAAAGUCCAUUAAACAUACAUUGGAUAAAGACUCUAUUUGAUAACAGAUUUAGUUAUACAUGUAGUCUAAAGAUUCAUAGUAAAUCAGAUUAUCUAGAUGUGCAGUAUGUCAUUUUUUUAUUUGACAUUUUUUUGUAUAACUGCUUUUUAAUUAAUUUUCUAAAGAAAGGUCAUUAUAUGAUAUUGUUCUCUAAAUUGCCGUGGUAUA